AUGGACGCCCUCCAAAAAGUCCACGACUUCGCCAAAAGCAUAAACGUGCCCAUCCAUUUCCUCAGCAAACAAGAAGCCCACCGCCGCGAACCAGAUGUGCGGGCUGAAGCCGGCGUCUUGGAAAGCCCCAGCACCGGCAUCGUAGAUUCGCACAGCCUGAUGCAAUACCUGCAAGGCUCCUUCGAAAACGGCGGCGGCAUCUGCGCCUUCAAAUCCACAGUUACACACAUCCGCCCCAUCGAUUCCGGACGCUCGGGAUGGGAAAUCACGACGACGGGAGCGGAUGGUGAGGAAAGCAGUAUAACAGCCGACACGUUGGUAAACUCCGCGGGUCUCUUCGCCGUCGAUAUCCAGAAUAUGAUUUUGCCUAAAGAACGGCACAGGAAAGCCUUUUACGCAAAAGGGUCUUAUUUCAGCUACGCUGUCUCGCGGCCUAAACCCUCCACGCUCGUCUACCCGGCUCCCGUACCAGGCCACGGCGGAUUGGGAACGCAUCUCACGCUCGACAUGGCGGGGCGAAUCCGCUUCGGACCAGAUGUCGAAUGGACAGAUUCCCCGACAGACUACUCCCCCAACACCAAAAACAUGAAGCAGGCUAUCGAUGAUAUCCAGACGUAUUUGCCAGGCGUGGAUCGAGACGCUAUUCAACCGGAUUACGUGGGUAUACGACCUAAAUUGGGGAAGUUGGCGGCGACGAGCGGGAAGGACUUUCAGGAUUUUGUGAUUCAGAAGGAGGAGGGGUAUGAGGGGUUUGUGAAUUUGUUGGCCAUGGAGAGUCCUGGGUUGACUAGUAGUUUGGCGGUUGCGGAGGAGGUGGAGGGGUUGUUGUAUCGGUAG
Alternaria triticimaculans is the source of this 837-nucleotide messenger RNA. RefSeq lists its product as uncharacterized. Lineage: Eukaryota; Fungi; Ascomycota; Dothideomycetes; Pleosporales; Pleosporaceae. The transcript has a single exon. Gene Ontology annotation, cellular component: mitochondrion. The coding region runs from base 1 to 837 and encodes 278 amino acids. The record is from RefSeq and is a predicted model, not a curated record. Gene Ontology annotation, molecular function: (S)-2-hydroxyglutarate dehydrogenase activity; (S)-2-hydroxy-acid oxidase activity.